Lutzomyia longipalpis is the source of this 462-nucleotide messenger RNA. RefSeq names its product defensin-like. Bases 52 to 315 code for a protein of 87 amino acids. Gene Ontology annotation, biological process: humoral immune response; defense response to bacterium. Lineage: Eukaryota; Metazoa; Arthropoda; Insecta; Diptera; Psychodidae. The transcript has 2 exons. The record is from RefSeq and is a predicted model, not a curated record.
CAAAUUGUUCUGAGUAAUUGAAGAGUAAGAGUUUAACUUAUUCAUUAAAAGAUGGGUAUCUUCAGAGUUAGCCUGUGUGUUGUGGUUCUAGUUGCUGUUGUUGCUGCAAAUCCUGCAAAGAAUUCUGCUGCUAAGGAAAAUUUUGAUUCUUUGCAAGUGGAGGAUAAUCCUUCUGAACCACAAAUUCAACCACGAGUAACCUGUGACCUCCUUGGGCCAACAGGAUGGGGAGAUGCUCUCUGUGCUGCUCACUGCAUCUCUAAGGGCUACAGGGGUGGAUAUUGCAAUGCUCAGAAAGUUUGCGUUUGCCGUUAAACAUUUUUUUUCUUCUGUAAAUUCAAAGAUUUUCUUUUUUGAAAUUCCUAAAAAAACUUUAUUUUCCAUAUCGAAUAAUAUUCUUCAAUUAAAUGGAAUAUUUUUGAAACAAUUGAAACCGUGAACAAUAAAAAUUCGUUAAAAAUA